UUUAAGGCCAAAACUUCGUAACCAAACGUCCCUCGUGCCUUACUCAACUGAUAAUCGUAGUAACUAACCUAGAAAUUAAAACAGUUACCUAACCUGUGUUUUCUAUAAAACAAUAAGGACUUAAUGACUGGCCCGAAGGGAAACAGUGAGUUUUGUUUCUCUGAGACCCUCAAUAUUAGUGAGUUUUUAGCGAAUUCAGAGGACGGGUGAAAAACUGAUGUCCUUUUGAAUCUGACGGCCUCUUAAGAACAAGCUUUGUGGUAGAAAUAGACGGGUGUAAUCAUUCAUAGGUAAAAAGAAUACAGCACAUCUGAUACUGGGUAGCCUGGCUAAAAAAUAUGUGUCGUUCUUUCUGUAGAAAUUACGUUAUAAAUAAAAUGGCCUGCUCUCCAUACCAUUGCUCUAUUAAUCCACGGUAAAGAUAUCUAAGGAGUUUACAGCAACUACGAUGGUAAUUAACGCUGAGGACGUGCACUGUCGAUUCAAAUAUUAAAUUUAUAUUCAACCUACGAAUCUCGGCAAUAAUUUAGAUUCAUUCAGUUUGUCUGUUACUAUCAGAGCCAUCCCAAAACUGAAUAUGUAAGACAGCGUUGAAAUUCGGAAAAGAAAAACUAAAUUUAAAAAUUGGCCGUCGUGGCUCACGUUAUUUUGACUUCACGUAAUUUGGUCAUUUCGCUUUGUUGUUUUGUAGAGGACGGCAAAGAAAUGUACGCACGUGCACAGCCACUGUACUUUACCUUUUGUUCCGUGGAGUUCCCGCUCACGUUCCAUCAGUCGACCUAAAAUUAUGAUUUGAAUCACUCGAAACUUCCAGUGGCGAAUGGAACAGUGGGCUCGCAGAUGAAAUCGAGCCUAAUGGAACAGUAUCUUCCAGUUUUUCCGGGAAAGAGAACUACCUCGCGAAGUGUACCCAAAUUUUUGAAAAUAUUCUUAUCACCGUUUCCUUCCAUUUGAUUUUCCUCCCGGAAUUUCUAGAAUUUUCGUUUGGAUGGUUCACAUCUCGGGAAUUAAACAAUUUUCGGGUUCAAAAGUCUCGAAAUCUUUGCCGGGUUAAAUGCCGGGAGAGCGCCCCUGCUCCCGUUGUCGAUCGUGAUGUGGUUUGCUUUAACUCCCUCAUUUUGAGUCUUUCUCAUUUGACUCUGUUGAUGACUUCCGCCCAGGUUGUCGAAACGUCAGUCACCAACAACAGUUCGUUUCAGAACUACCCCCACCCGGACGAUCACAAGUCCAACUAUUAUAUUUUUACGAGGAUAAAAUGUGUUUCUCGCCAUCUUUUAAUGAAAGAAAAUAUAUCUUCGAUACAUUACUUAGUGAUUUGUACCAUUUUCUUUUGAGUUUCAUUUUCGUAAUUUACACUCUAUCGGUGAAUGAAUUAAUGACACUUUAUUUCAAUAGGGUGUAGUUUCCAUUAUGGCCCUAUAUCGAUCACAAUGAGGUUGAAGUGUCAAAGUGGCAGUUUCUUUACACUCGAUAAUCUACAACAUAAUUAUCAUCGUUAGCAUAUGUUCGUACCUGGCUGCUUCCCACAGGAGAAAAAAAAUCAUUUUUAUUUUUUACAUGUUGCCUAGUUCUUGAAAAUUCCUAGAGCAAUAUCGUCUGUUACCAGAGAUGCGUGCGGAGUACACGGUCUAUGGACCAAAGUGGGAUUAAACGAAAAUAAUUACUUGCUAAAACUUUUUUGAACUCUAAUUCAUAAAGACAAAUGUUUUUAUUUGCCAUGCUGUCGCUUUUAGCCGUCCUCGAGCGCUGAAAACUCUCUUCAAUAAAUUACCCCACACCACUGAUCACUAUUUACUCUUUACACCGUCUAUCGCUCAUGACAUCCCGCGACAUUUAUCGCAAAUUCCCGAUAUUUCUUUUCACGGUGAUGAUUUUUACGUUUUUCUUUUUUUACUCAAAUGCUUUUUUCAGUUCAUUGUUUCUAAAUACGAGGCAUCCGAAAUUACCAACGCUUGCACGUAAAUGUAAAUUAUUAUGCAAAAUCGAUCAAGUGCGUCUUUGUUUACUACUGCCAUUUCUCAUUUCCAAACAAAGCGCUUUCAAAACUGCUUUUUAAAGACUUAGCUUCGGCAGUAAUAAAAUUUAGUGAAGUCAUAACUCGCGCUACAUAACACGACUGAUGUUCAGAAUACGUGAUCGUACGUAUAUGUUGCUGGACGAAGCAGUUUUUCCUAGGAACAGACAUGGUCAUUACUCAGCUUAUUGUUGCUUUCCGCGCCAUUGUGGCCGUGAUUGGUCUUUCAGGAAAUCUUCUAGUGGUUGUGACGGUUUCUGUGGAGAGUAGAUUGCAUAUUAUGUGUGAUAUCCUGUUGGCAAGCCUGGCAGUCUCGGACCUACUCGGUCUGAUUCUUACUAACACAUACAAUCUUGACUGCAUGAUUCAGGAGAAAUGGCUGUACAGUGAAACAAUGUGCUAUCUGCUGGCUUUCUUUUCCAGGUAUUUCUACCUUAACACAGUUCUUCACCUGGUUGCUGUGUCGUAUGAGCGAUACAGAGCGAUAGUAAAAGAACCCUUUACAUACAAUGGCAUCAUGACUCUGCGGAAAGGGACGUCUCUGGCACUGCUGUGGAUCAUUCCAAUUCCAUUCUGCAUGGGCCCAUUUUUUGGUUGGGGAACCUACGUCUACAACCCGAAGUUGUACGUUUGUGAACAAGGAUGGACGGUCCAGAGCGAUGCGCACUUGAAAAGAUUGAUCUUUUAUGCCAUUUUCGGUCUCGCCUUGCCUUUCCUGGUUAUCUCGUACCUGAACUGGUCUGUUUUCAAAACAGCAAGAAGAGUGCAACAAGCCGAUCUAGAAAUCCAGCACACGCUGAACCAAAAUAAAGGUCAGAAUGAGGCAACGACCAGAAAAAUCUUUGAUAGAAAAGCAGCUGUUGAUGUGAGUUUUGUGGUUGGUGCUUUUCUGGCGUUUUAUAUCCCCCUCUGGAUCGUAAAUAUUUGCCGUCAGUUCAUGAAGGAUGUUCCAAUUAUGGCUGUCAAGUUCACUAAUGCUAUUUACCUCGUCAGUUCUAUGGCUAACCCAAUCAUCUACUCAAUCCGCAAACAGGCCUUUCGAAAAAGUGUUAAAAAAAUGAUGAGGCGGAUGGUAUUCAGAUGUGCAAGCAACUUUGUAAAUGAUAGAGCGAUUGUUGCAAACCAUCAAGGAUCCCUAACCAGGCAUAGUGGGGAGACCAACGCCAUCAGCAUCCCUUCCAGACCAAGUAUCGUCAGCACGGGUUCCAGUGCGCCUAAUGGGAAAAUCGUCGAUGUCAAUGUCUAUUCCAGAGCCGUCGAAAUGGGCACCCCUUCCGACGGAGCCAUGGAAAUCAGUGCUGCCUCCAGAACCGUCCGCAUUUCCACCCCGACCCGGCCCAGUAAUGGGAAUACUCUCACAUCAUCCCUUCCAGAACCCUUAGUAGUAGCAUCCGCUCAACAACUGCGGAUAUCAUUACCCCUUGCAGGCCCAAUUGAAACACUGUCGGCAUCAACAUCUUUUCAAGAGCCGUUGACACCAGGAAUGCUCCCAGUCUCAGUGAGAAGUUCGUCGACAACAGAAUCCCAUCCAAACCCAAUAAGAAGACCGUCGCCCUCGAAGUAUGUUCAGGAUCAAGCGGAGAUACCGUCUACAAAAACAUAUCAUCGUGACACAAUUUCCCAGCGGUCCAGCGGAAUACCUUAUGGAUGCACACGCCGUUUCCCAGUACGUAAGCUUGGCGUUCAAAUCCGUACGUCUUGCGUUCAGUUCAGUUUGGAAAGAGUCGAUACUGAUAGAACUUGAGGGAGAUUUUGUAUCAAAAGGGGAUGAUCAGUGUAAAUCUUACGCAACUGAAACUGAAUUAUGCAAUUAUAUUGUUAAAUGCUUAUCCUAACAAAUUAUAUAAUCGAAAUUAAGAACAGUAAAAGCUCUAACUGAAACCAUAUGUGGCUGGGUGGAGCACAUGCGAGAGCCUAAUCUGGUAAUAGCAGUUAAUAGCGUUAUAUAAAGUCAAAUAGAGGAAUCUUUGUUUACAAUAGUUAUCUCAUUAGCAUAAGCUCUUCACUUUCUGAUCAAACUACAAAAAUAUCACCUCUAAAAGAUGAAAUUAUGACACGAUUAAGGGUCGCAAGAAAUUUGGGACCAAAGUAUUAAAUACUUUUUGUGUGAGGUGGGUUUAAAACUUAAAAGUUCACAACUAAUAUUUGGACUCAUUAGAGCUUUUGCCAUCCAGAAAUUUUGCAAUUUUUGAAAAUCAAUAUCUCUUUCAAUAUCAAACCCACCCAGUCGAUUGAAGAAUUUAUUUCAACGAAGCCAGUGCUGUAGCAAAAUCAAUUACUUUUCCACACUCAAGUGACAGCUGCCGUAAACAUUGACGUCAGCCAAGAUUUCCCUAUAAGUAAUAGUCCGGUAGAGUUAUAGUAAAUCCUGGCUGUUAGACAUGCGGUACCACAUGGAAAUUUAAGUUUCAGUCACUGCAGAUUUCACGCCAAACAUUGCUGUAAAAUCACUGUUAACGAAAAUGCCUUUUACCAUUUUCCUCAGGACCACGGUGUUUUUGGUGACCGAUUGGUUAAUUUUUUUAUAAAAAGAAUGUUGCUAUAGUAAUAAAUCUCUCCUAUCAUGCAUGUUUUGCAAUUUUUUUACGCUUACAGUAUCUUUAGAGACGAAGCCAAAUAAUGCCAUCGUAGCGUAAACAAGUCAGUGAAUUCGGCUUUUUUCGUAGGUUAUCGUCCGAUGUAGGUGAGGAUAUCGGCCAUUUUCGUAGUUAAUCGGUAGUUGUCGAGUAGAUGUUCCAGUGAUAUUUGGCUACUUAAGUUGUUUGUCACGUUUUGUGGAGUAGCUUUGUCUCAAAACCACGUUUUCUUGUUCCGUUUUCUCAGAAACGAGACGGUAUCGUUUCAGUUUAAGGGUGAUCUAUUCACAUAUUGGGGAGGCGCGGUGGCCUCAAGGUUAGUGCGCUCGUCUCCGGAUCGAGCGGUCCGGGUU
Orbicella faveolata is the source of this 4943-nucleotide messenger RNA. RefSeq names its product trace amine-associated receptor 9-like. The record is from RefSeq and is a predicted model, not a curated record. Gene Ontology annotation, biological process: G protein-coupled receptor signaling pathway. NCBI's taxonomy places the organism in Eukaryota, Metazoa, Cnidaria, Anthozoa, Scleractinia, Merulinidae. Gene Ontology annotation, molecular function: G protein-coupled receptor activity. Gene Ontology annotation, cellular component: membrane.